Messenger RNA from Hibiscus syriacus, 732 nucleotides. RefSeq lists its product as uncharacterized. The record is from RefSeq and is a predicted model, not a curated record. The coding region runs from base 62 to 538 and encodes 158 amino acids. The transcript has a single exon. Lineage: Eukaryota; Viridiplantae; Streptophyta; Magnoliopsida; Malvales; Malvaceae.
AUUAUUAGAAUCCACCCCUGCUGUUUAAGGAGAGAGCCAGAGAAACAGCUUUUGGAUCUCCAUGAUGACGGCGGCUCAUAUAGAUGUAGACCCAGCAAUAACCGAAGAAACGACGUCGAAUUCCCUCCUACGAAACACUCGUUGCUGCUUCUGUUUCCCUUGCUUCAGCUCCUCUCGUACGCCCUCCGUCGGCAUAGCCUUUUGGCACAGGAUAACCAGUACGUCGUCCCAGGUCCAGCCCCGUUCCGGCUUUUGGACCCGAAGCGUCGGAGUGCUCCACAAGGUUCGAGAAUGGUCGGAGAUCGUCGCCGGUCCCCGGUGGAAAACCUUCAUCAGGAGAUUCAACCGGAAUAAAAGCGGUAGCGGCGGUAGGCACGGCCAAUUCCAAUACGAUCCUUUGAGCUACGCUUUGAAUUUCGAUCAAGGACCGGGACAGAUUGGUGAUCUAGAAGACGUCGAUAAAGAGUACGGUGGGUUUCGAGCUUUCUCGACCCGCUACGCUUCGGUUUCUGGUCCGGAGAAAACGUCCCUGGCUUAAGACGAUGACGGUUACUGGUCUUAAACCGGAUGAAUCAUGUGAGCGUGAAUUGGACUCUCUGAAUCGAUGACGUCAUUGUGGAGCAGCUUAAUCGUUACUUUUAUUAUUAUUCUAAUGAUUUCACUUUGUAGGGUUUUUGUGUUUAUGGUUUUUUUUUUUUUUUUGAAAAUAAGAUGAAGCGUGUGGGAUUCAGA